AUGAACACAAUGAGCAAAGAGAGCUCGAAAGUACAUUCUGUUGAUAAUAUCAAAGAUCAUAAUGAUAACAAGAGCUACAUUGAUACGGUAGGCAAUAUAACUAAUGAGGAAUACUACAGUGAUGAUGACGUUAGCAUAGAGAGUCAUAUUGACUCCAGGGACGAGUAUGCAAAUAAUGAUGUUAUGAGACCUUUAAAAAUUAAGAAGAAUCUACCUCUAUCCAAGGACUACAAAUCACUAGCUAAUCGUCAAGAUAAAUUAACAAAAAUAGAUACAGAAGAUAGUGACAGUAAAUCUUUAACAAGGCAGAUCGAUUUAGUAAGAGCCAAUUUGCAAAAGCUACAUCAUAAUUCCGACUUAGAUCAUUGUUUGACUACAAUUGAUCUAGAUUCUUUUGAAAAAUACUUGAAGGAUCCACAGUACAUCAAAAUAUUCAGGAGAAAACAUGAGAUCACUGGUUUUAGACGUAUGUUCUUGGCACAAGAAUUUAAAGCGCACGAUGACGAUGAAUACAAAAUAAACAAACACAGUAGCACUUCAGCACAUCGUUCAAAGAAGUCCAGUGGUAAUACUACAAAACUAAGAGACCUAUCAUCAGCCAUAUGGUCAGUCAAAUUUAGUAAUGAUGGGAAAUAUCUGGCAUCGGGUCGUAAAGAUGGUUCGAUCAGUAUUUGGAAAGUUUUAAGUAAUCCUGUUGAAAGAAGACACUCCGAAAAAAACGACGAUAAAUUAACGUUUGACUAUCAUAAAUCAUCAACAGAGGGAGAAUCUUCUAAACGCAGUGAUUCAAACCUGGAGGACCCUAAUAAAAGCGAUUUAUAUGGUCCUGUAUUUAAGCGUAAACCAAUCAUAAAUUUUGAGGAACAUUCCAACGAUAUUCUAGACUUAGAUUGGUCAAAAAAUGGUUUUCUCGUUUCAGCAUCAAUGGAUAAAUCAGUUAAGCUAUGGAAUAUUGAAAAAAAGCAAUCGCUUAGAACAUAUUUACAUCCAGAUUUUGUCACAUCUAUAAAAUUCCUUCCCACAGAUGAUAGAUUUAUAAUAAGUGGUUGUUUGGAUCAUAAGUGUAGGGUGUGGUCAAUUUUGGACAAUUCCGUUUGUUUUGAAUUUGAUUGUAAGGAUCUUAUUACAUCAUUAAUACUUUCACCUGGUGAAGGGAAGUAUACUAUCAUUGGCACAUUUAAUGGAUAUAUCCAUAUUUUAGAAACAAAUCAAUUGAAGCAUAUCACAACUUUUCAUUUAGUAGACAAACAUACCCAAGGAUCCCGUUCUUCACCAGCUAUUCUGGAUAUGAUACAAACCGGGAAAACAUAUGGCCCAAGAGUCACUAGUCUUGAGUGUUUUAAAAAUGCCUGCGAUGGUGCUCUUAGAUUAGUUGCAUCUUCGAAUGAUUCAAAAAUAAGAAUUUUUGAUUUAAAGACAAGGAAAUUAGUUGAAUAUUUGAAAGGUUAUAAAGGUAACUCUUCUCAGCACAAAGUUUCCAUAUGUACUUUUUACGGUAACCAGUUUGUAUUAAGUGGCAGUGAUGAUCAUUGGAUCUAUGCGUGGCAUUUGAAGUCUUCUCAAAUAUCACUUCAAAAAAAUAAUAGCAACGCUCCUCAACCAAGUACAUUAACUCGUUCUGGAAGCUUUAAAAAUUUAUUUAGGAAAUCUUUGCAAUUAACAACUAACAUUGACAUCGAUAGUAACGCCAAUUCAACAAGUGAAUCAUUAUUAAACGAUCCAAGUACUAGCACAAAAAGGCGAGCAUCUAUGAAUCCUCUUCAUAGGACGUUUAGGGGAAGAGCUCUAAAAAAUACAUCAUAUACAACAUUCCAUGGUCAUCACUCCUCUGUGACAAAUGUCAUUCAAGCACCAGUUGAAACUUCAAAGUUGUUGUCAUUAUCUAACGAUUUGAUCUGUGAAUUGACUUUACAAUAUUUCAAUGCUCAUAACAUUGAAUCUGUUUCAAAUUAUUCAUAUGAUACUGAUAAUAGUGUUCCAUCUUCCAGAAAAUCUAUGAGUUUCCAUUCCAGUUCAACUGGUAAAAUGACAACUCCAAAUUUUAAUUUUAAGAAUACUACAAAUAGUAACUCUUUGCCAAACAUGGUAAAGACAGUAGGAACAAUAAUCGUGUCUACCGAUGUUUCUGGUACAAUUAGAGUAUUCAGAGCAGAUUUACCUACAGAAAUUAGAAAGGCUGUGUUGAAGAAAAUUAUUGAAUAUAAACAAUCCAUCCGUAAUGGUGCUAGUCUACCUUUGCAUCUUAACUCCGCCACAUCAUUUAACGAUUCCAGUAUCAUCGAUAGUUCCUUAAGGGACAGCACUAUUAAAUCUUCGGUCAACUAUGAUCUAAGUACUUCUAAAAAAGACCAGUCAGCAAAUGACAAACAAGGCUGCCUAUCUAGUAGAACCAAAGAUACUGUUAAAACUGACAGCAGCAUCAAGCAACCUAGAGUGAGCCGUGUUUUCAUGAAUAAUCUUUUCAAUAGGUCCGAUUCAAACAUGUCAAACAACAAAGUAAGGCAACUACAGUCUAAUGGAUUAUUUUAUAAAUCCGGAAUAAUAAAUAAUGAUGGUAAUUCCUCGAGGACUUCGUUUUCUAUUACUGACAAGGAUUUGUACAACAACACAAAUGGAUCUAGCACAAUUACAAACAGGUUUAGAUGUGAUAUUUGCAAUGGAACAAAAUUUGAACAAAUUUCAUCACAUUCCGGAAACCUCCAAAACACUUACUACCAAUGCAGUGAAUGUGGAACACAACUAAGCAAUCUCAGAUAA
Tetrapisispora phaffii CBS 4417 is the source of this 2757-nucleotide messenger RNA. RefSeq names its product WD40 repeat domain-containing protein. The coding region runs from base 1 to 2757 and encodes 918 amino acids. The record is from RefSeq and is a predicted model, not a curated record. NCBI's taxonomy places the organism in Eukaryota, Fungi, Ascomycota, Saccharomycetes, Saccharomycetales, Saccharomycetaceae. The transcript has a single exon. Gene Ontology annotation, molecular function: protein binding.